This is a messenger RNA of Brassica rapa (field mustard), 1779 nucleotides long. RefSeq lists its product as uncharacterized. Lineage: Eukaryota; Viridiplantae; Streptophyta; Magnoliopsida; Brassicales; Brassicaceae. The record is from RefSeq and is a predicted model, not a curated record.
AUGUCUAAUCGUUCUUCUCUUCAAUGCGUUGAAGCUUUUCUUCAAUGCGCUGAAGCUGCCCUUCCCACUUUCUCAUCUAUUAAAGUCUGUCAUUCUCCUCUGUCUUUGAUACAUUUUCACCGUGUUCUUCUCUUUCCACUUGCUCAUCUCUCUAAUUAUCUUUCUCUCUUCCUUGUGCUUGCUUCCCAAAUGGAUUCUUCUCCAUUUUCUAAAUUUGUUGACUUACUUAAUAGCCAACAAACCAUUUCGUUUGUUAACCUUGAAGAAACUGUCUCACAAGCUUCAUCCCAAGCUGUUGGAAACGAAGAUGGUGGUGAGACUGGUACUCGCGCAAAGACACGGCGGAAGUGGACGACUGCGGAUGAUAUUGUCCUCAUUAGCGCAUGGCUUAACACAAGCAAAGAUGCCGUGGUUAGCAAUGAGCAAAAAUCAAGCACUUUCUGGUCAAGAGUAGCAGCUUAUUACUCGGCAAGUCGUCAAGAUGGUGAGGGCGAGAGGGGAGUCCUGCAUUGCAAGCAACGUUGGCACAAGAUCAAUGAUCUUGUGUGCAAAUUCUGUGGCGCCUACGCAGCUGCAACCAGGGAGAAGACCUACACGUAUGGUCAUGAAGAAGCUUUCGAGGAUAACGAGGAUGGUUUUGAUGAAGCUUUCGAUCAAUAUUUUGAUCAACGUUUCGAUCAAGCAUUUGAAAAUGUGUGUUCGACUUAUGGUCAUCAAGGAACGCAAAAAAAAACAAGAAAGAAACGAGAAUUUAUUGAAAGAAACCGUGAAGAAGGUCAUCAACGAUUAUGGAAUGAUUAUUUCAGUGACACUCCAACAUAUCCUCAACAUCUAUUCCGACGCCGAUUUAGAAUGAACAGGCCAUUGUUCAUGCGGAUUGUUGAUCGCCUCUCCAAUGAAGUUCAAUUCUUUCGUCAAAAGCAAGACGUUACCGGAAGAAAUGGUCUCUCCCCACUUCAAAAGUGCACAGCAGCUAUUCGUGUGUUGGCAUAUGGUUCUGCGCUCGAUGCGGUCGACGAAUACCUCCGGCUCGGUGCAACCACUGCUCGGUUAUGUGUGGAAAACUUUGUGGAAGCAAUAAUUGAUUUGUUCGGCGUUGAGUACCUAAGGAGACCAACGCCGGAUGAUCUUCAACGUCUCCUUAAUAUUGGAGAGCUUCGUGGAUUUCCCGGGAUGGUAGGAAGCAUCGAUUGUACCUUGAAUGAUAUCAAUGUUCUUGAUCGCUCACCUGUUUUUGAUGACAUAAUAAAUGGUCAUGCUCCAGAAGUGAAUUUCUCGGUGAACGGAAAUUCUUAUUCAAUGGCUUACUAUCUCACCGAUGGUAUUUAUCCGAAAUGGGCAACUUUUAUCCAAUCUAUUUCACUACCACAAGGUCCGAAAGCGGCUUUAUUUGCUCAAUGUCAAGAAGCUGUCCGAAAAGAUGUCGAACGUGCUUUUGGAGUCUUGCAAGCUCGAUUUGCCAUUGUUAAAAAUCCAGCACUUUGUUGGGAUAAAGUCAAGAUCGGGAAGAUUAUGAGAGCGUGUAUCAUACUCCAUAAUAUGAUUGUUGAAAACGAACGAGAUCAACAAAGUCAAUUCGAUGUUUCGGGUUUCCAGCAAGGAGAAGGCAAUACAAGUUCACAUGUCGAUCUCACAUAUUCAGCAGAUACUCCUACAAAUAUCGCCAAUCAGAUGGGUGUUCGAGUAAGAAUCCGUGAUAAACAAGCACAUCAACAACUGAAACGUGAUUUGGUUGAACAUAUAUGGCGUAAAUUUGGACGUGAUCAAGACAACAAUUGA